This is a messenger RNA of Aspergillus calidoustus, 849 nucleotides long. Lineage: Eukaryota; Fungi; Ascomycota; Eurotiomycetes; Eurotiales; Aspergillaceae. The record is from the annotation of a GenBank genome assembly.
AUGCGUCCUCCCCACAAACCUCAAAUACCCCUAAACCUGAGCCCUGUCAUGUUCUACUUCCAGGCACUUUACUGCCUCCCAAACAUCACCUACCGGCGCGACCACCGGCCGAAGUCUGCGUGCAUUACCGCGUCUCGACAGAGUUCUGUGCCCCAUGUUCCUGCUCCGGAUCUGAUCCGCCCCUGCUAUGCUCAGGACGAGACUAGAACCCCUACCAAGCCGCCUGGGUUCCAGGAAGAUGACGCAGCGCGUAAUGUCCCAUCUCCGAGUGCAUCUAGCUCGACCGAUAGUCUAGAGGACUUCCUCAGGAUACCAGACUCCCUCCAAGACAACAUCCCCAUUGAUCCGGUGAUUCUUGCCAAUCUCGGGCCUUGGGAGAGUGACGACUUCCAGCUACAUGCCCCCCUAGCAUACGGCAUCACUAAUCCGGAGACAACCUGCCUGUAUCCUGAACCUCCAGCCAUUCUCAGCAGUCCAGCUAGCCGUUUUGAAGUGCCUGGCGAAAGGGAUGGUAGUGAUAAUGGCGGUAUUCAGGGAAGUCGUUAUGGCGGCCAACGAAUGCAAACUCCCUCGCCCGGCACCGGACCAGACCAGCCUUCACCUGAUAACCAUGGGAAGCACCAGAUUAAGCGAAAAACACGAAAAUCUGACGGCGGAAUUCGCAAGCCACCUCGAGUUCGCUCCACGUCAGUACCCAGAGAUUCCUUUGCUGCCCUUCGGUCUCAGUUCACGUCUCUACCACUGGAUGACCGUUUGCAAUUUCUAUCCUGGCUAUUUGAAGGUGCACUAUCUCACUGCAUGUCUGACACCUCACAAACAGCAUGUGAAGAAUNGCGAAAGGGAUGGUAG